Molecule: messenger RNA, 957 nt
Organism: Populus trichocarpa (black cottonwood)
Lineage: Eukaryota; Viridiplantae; Streptophyta; Magnoliopsida; Malpighiales; Salicaceae
Exons: 2
Coding region: 195-614 (139 amino acids)
Source: RefSeq, a predicted model, not a curated record
AUGAAAAUGAAAUGCAAAGAUCGUACUAGAAGCGAAGGAAUGUUCAACACUCUCCAGAGACGCGGGCCUAGUAUCUUCAGGAAACCAAGCCAAAACCUCCCGCUCUGAUUAUUGAAGUCCUAAACUUGUUUUCUCUACGCAAACAGAGCCAGAGAAACAAAGAAAUUGCACCCAAUCAUUCUGUGCUAACAACCAUGGCUGAGAACAACAAGGCUAGGAGCAAGAAAGAUGGCCAAGAAAAAGAGCCCAGGAGCUUGUUUCUGGUGUUUCGAAGAUUUGAGUUCAAGUUUCCUCCAAUAUUUAACCUAUCACCCAAAGCUGAUGUUGAUGCUAUUAAGUUGGAAGAGAAAGAAAAGAUUACAGGUAAUAAGCCAGCUGAUGUUGUAAAGUUCAGUGAUCCUAAACCAUUAGCCCCUCCUCCAUUGAAGGUUGAAGUUGAAGAGCCUGGAAUUAAGCAUCCCUUAAUCCUUUUACCAGUGUAUGCACUUGGAGGGUUCAUUGUUUUGAAGUGGAUAUGGGCAAGGUGGCAGGAAAGAAACGAGAAAGCCAAGAAGGCAUCAUCUGAUGACGAUCAGUCAAAUGACGGGUAUCAAUCUCCAGCAGACGAAGAAUGAUUCCAAAGAAUGAUUCCGAAGAAGCGUGGAAAUAGAACGUGCAAUUUUUCCUUUCUUUUCUCAAAUCCUGCCCCUUCUCCUACCUUUAAUGUGCAGUUGAACAUCGACCGGCUGUGUAAUUUGCUUAUCUGAUUUCCAUACACUUAAUGACUGGAUGCUAGGUGUCCUGUCACUUUACUUAUUGUGCUUUCUUCACAUACCCUAACAAGGGAAACACUAUCCUAUCUCCUCCAACUGGUAUUUCAAGUUUGUGUUGAGAGGGCGUUGGGGGAACUGUUUAUAUUGGUUUCUUGGUGAGAAGUAAAGCACUCACCAAGCCACUAUAAUAUAUAACCUUUCAUUC